CUUGUCGAACAAAACAGCUCACUCAAGAAGGAAGUAGCAAUAGCUGAGCGUAAAUUGAUCGCAAGAAAUGAACGUAUUCAAAGCUUAGAAGCAUUACUGGGCGAUGCACAAGAGAAAUUGAUCCAUCAAAACCAAAAGUUCGAGGCACAACUUCAAGCUGUCCGUGACAGAUUGGAGCAGGCAAGAACCCAAAAGGCAAACCAACCUGGUUUGUCCUCAAUAAACUUUGGUAGAAUUGCUAAACCUUUGAGAGGCGGUGGA
Molecule: messenger RNA, 261 nt
Organism: Mucor mucedo
Lineage: Eukaryota; Fungi; Mucoromycota; Mucoromycetes; Mucorales; Mucoraceae
Exons: 1
Source: RefSeq, a predicted model, not a curated record